Messenger RNA from Ornithodoros turicata, 3300 nucleotides. RefSeq lists its product as uncharacterized. NCBI's taxonomy places the organism in Eukaryota, Metazoa, Arthropoda, Arachnida, Ixodida, Argasidae. The record is from RefSeq and is a predicted model, not a curated record. The coding region runs from base 1 to 3300 and encodes 1099 amino acids. The transcript has 6 exons. Gene Ontology annotation, molecular function: zinc ion binding; nucleic acid binding; aspartic-type endopeptidase activity. Gene Ontology annotation, biological process: proteolysis.
AUGUCACUGGGACGGAUCUCCGAGUUCAACGAGGACAUGAGUUGGUCCACGUGGAUAGAACGUCUAACGUUCUACUGUGAGGGCAAUCUCAUCACAGCACCAGAGAAGAAGCGAGCGGUGCUGCUUACAAUGUGCGGGGAGUCUACAUACGAAACUCUGAAAGCCCUCCUUGCGCCACAACUUCCAUCUGAAGUGAGUAUUAGCAGUACAGCUUCGACGCCGGCGACAGAUAGGGCAUCAGGGGAUAGCCCACCACAGCAACAGGCAACGACGGAGCAGCCGACACCGCCCACAGCGUUGCCUCUAGACGUCAUGAUGAGAGACCGCUUCAUUUGCGGUAUUCGAGAUAAGAACCUGCAGCAACGCCUUUUAGUGGAGCGUGACGUAACAUUCGAUCGGGCUUUCAAGAUUGCUCUCGCAACGGAGUCAGCAGUGAGUCAGCAGGGUCAGCUGCAGUCGGCACAAGAACGAGACCAGGUUAACAUCGUUCGGAGAAAGUCCGCGGGACAUCGGAAGAAGACGACUAAAACACAAAGGUGCGGCCGCUGUUUGGGAGAUCACGAGGCAAAGGACUGUCGGUUCAAGAAUGCCAUAUGCAACAGGUGCAACAAAAAGGGCCACAUUGCGAGAGCUUGUAAGCAGCAACAUGGAGCGCCAGUGGCAGGAGACAGUCAUCACCUUGCUAGUGGGUCGGAUGAUGAGCGGAGUUCAUCCUCCAGUGAGCUCUACCAACUUAACCACGUCGGGGAUAAACUAGGUCAUCCAGACAUUCCCAAAUUCACAGUGACGCUCAAGGUAGAAGGAAAGCGCCUCAAUUUUGAAGUGGAUUCGGGAGCAGCUUGCUCGAUAAUCAGCGAACAGACUUAUCGGGAAAGGUGGCUACACAAUCCUCCGGAGCUAAAGAAAAAGACCACUUGUCUACGAACAUGGUCAGGCGAAGGCCUAAGGGCAUUAGGCACGACUCAAGUACGUGUGCGGUUCAAGACGAAGGACUUCAUUUUGACUCUGACUGUCAUGAGAGGAACUGGAUGUAAUCUUCUCGGACGAGAUUGGUUCAGGCCGCUGAACAUCAGAGUCAGCGGUAUUCAUCACGUUCAGGACUCAAGCCAGCUGCACACCCUUUUAAAGAAGUACGAAACUGUGUUUGUCGAAAACAUCGACGGUCACAAGGGUGGCCCGGUCUCACUGGAGCUGAAGGAGAACGCCGCGCCUUGCUUCCUGAAGGCUCGACCUGUCCCCUUCGCUCUUAGAAGUACAGUCGAGAAAGAAAUCGACCAGUUAGUCUCCCAAGGGGUGCUGGAGCCGGCACAGCACUCGGACUGGGCUACACCGCUCACGGUUAACCUGAGGACCAAGGCAUCAUCCUACCCGCUUCCCACUACCACCGAGGUCUUCACCAGACUUCGUGGAGGAAAAAUAUUUUCUACGCUGGAUUUGAAACAAGCGUAUCAGCAGCUCCGAUUGACCACUGCGGCUGCGGAAAUUUUGACUGUUAACACGAUUAAGGGUUUGUUCCGGGUGAAGAGGCUUCCGUUCGGAAUAUCGGCAGCUCCAGGAAUUUUCCAGCGGUUCAUCGACACCUUGCUGGCGGAUAUUCCAGGCACAAGCGCUUACCUGGAUGACGACGUCAUUGUCUGCGGAAAGGACAUAGAUGAACAUAACAGACGCCUGGAGCAGGUGCUCAGACAUCGCAUUGAUGCAGAAGGUCUGCAUCCGACAGACGACAAGGUCAAGGCAUUGCUUCAGGCCCCAUCACCAAAGUCCAAGACCGAAUUGAAAGCGUUUCUAGGCAUGCUGUCGUUUUACGACCGGUUCCUGAGAAACCGCGCCGCCAUAGCAAGGGAUCUGUAUGAAUUGCUUAAACACGGCAACAAAUCGCAGUGGCUGAAAAGGCACCAAUCGGCGUUCGAAAACCUCAAGAAGCUGAUAAACGAAUGUACUGUACUUGCCCACUACGACGAGACAAACCCAUUAGUAAUCGCGUGCGACGCCUCUCCAUACGGUGUAGGGGCCGUGCUUGCACAAGUUGACGACGAUGUCCGCAAACUGCCCGUUGCGUUUGCCUCGCGCACGUUGGGACGUGCAGAGCAGAACUACGCUCAACUGGAUCGGGAAGGACUAGCAUUGGUGUUUGCGGUAGAAAAAUUUCACCAGUACGUCGCAGGUAGGAGUUUCAAGAUAUACACCGAUCAUCGACCGCUGCUUGGCAUAAUGGGGCAACACAAGCCAAUGCCUGGAAUGCUGUCGUCAAGGAUGACGAGAUGGUGUCUGAAAUUAGGGUGCUAUGAUUACGACUUCUGCUAUCGGAAGGGCACCACAAACCAAAAUGCCGACGCCUUCAGUAGACUGCCGUUGCCAUCCAUGACCGAUGAACCGUAUAGACCAGGUGACGUGGUCCUGUUGGACACGUUAGAAGGACCUGUUCUCACGGCUAACACUCUAGAAAAGAUGACUCAGCAAGAUCCGAUGCUGUCAGCAGUUCACAGAGCAUUGCGAAACGGUAGCCUUCACAAGUUACGGGGACAAGGCUUUGACCAAUACAAGAUACGUCGUCGGGAGCUGGCUACGGAAGGUGAUUGUGCUGGAAGGGGCAUAGUCACAAUGAAAGCUUGUGCUCGAAGCUACAUGUGGUGGCCGGGAAUCGAUCGUGACAUUGAGCAACUCGUACGCGGCUGCUCCAAAUGCCAGGUCGAUCGUCGCUCUCCGCCCCGAGCUCCGCCACCGCUGUGGACAAGACCGACGGAACCCUGGAAGACCAUUCACAUCGACUUCGCCGGACCGGUCGACGGGCGAACGUAUCUACUUGUUGUUGACGCCUACACGAAGUUGCUGGAAGUUAUGCGAAUGACAAGUACUACGGCCGCCGCUGUGAUUGAACAGCUAGAAACCAAGAGAUUUUUCAAAGCAAAUGGCGUCGAGCAUCGCACAAGUGCUCCGUAUCACCCGGCCACUAACGGCCAAGUAAAGCGCAUGGUGGCGGAACUGAAGAGGGUUCUGAAACGGGAUAGUGCGGGACACGUUGACAAGUGCCUGGCGCGGUUUAUGUUCAAGCAGCAUACUACAAUCAACGCCACCACAGGCAAGUCACCAGCAGCCAUGAUGUUCAGCAGGGAGCUUCCGUCGCCGCUGUCGGCGUUGAAACCAAGUGACCAUCGGAGUUCAAUGGGGGAGGACGAGGAGGAAGCUGGGUCACGUUACGCGCUGUUCAAGCCAUCGAUGAGAGUCUACAUUAGAAACUUCACAGGAGGUCGUCAGUGGAUACCGGGUCAGCUACUUGAUCGGAUGGGUUGGCGGUUGUAG